This is a messenger RNA of Morone saxatilis (striped sea-bass), 653 nucleotides long. It is a transcript of the gene snrpd1, whose product is annotated as small nuclear ribonucleoprotein D1 polypeptide. The record is from RefSeq and is a predicted model, not a curated record. The transcript is spliced from 4 exons. Gene Ontology annotation, molecular function: RNA binding. Gene Ontology annotation, biological process: RNA processing; spliceosomal snRNP assembly. Lineage: Eukaryota; Metazoa; Chordata; Actinopteri; Moronidae. Bases 132 to 491 code for a protein of 119 amino acids. Gene Ontology annotation, cellular component: commitment complex; U2 snRNP; U4 snRNP.
GCUGUCGCCCAUUUAGUGACGUCGCAUAAGCGCGACAGAAACGUACAGUGCAGCAGCGGCCUGUGUUCUCACCUGAUCGCUGUAAUUUUUUCUCUUCGGUGGAGGAUUUCUCUCUACAGUCCGUCACCAGCAUGAAACUAGUCCGGUUUUUGAUGAAACUCAGCCAUGAGACGGUCACCAUUGAACUGAAGAAUGGCACCCAGGUCCAUGGCACCAUCACAGGUGUUGAUGUGAGCAUGAACACCCACCUGAAGGCAGUGAAAAUGACCCUGAAAAACAGGGAGCCCACUCAGCUGGAGUCACUGAGUAUCCGUGGCAACAACAUUCGCUACUUCAUCCUUCCCGACAGCCUCCCCCUGGACACCCUGCUGGUUGACAUCGAGCCGAAGGUCAAGUCCAAGAAGAGGGAAGCAGUGGCUGGACGGGGACGAGGCAGAGGACGAGGUCGUGGCAGAGGAAGAGGACGAGGCCGGGGCGGCCCGAGGAGAUGAUCGCCAGGCCGCACGUUUUCAGGCCAACACCUCACUGUUUGUACAGGAUUUUUCUUCUUUUUUUUUUCUCGGAGGAAACAUUUUGUGAAUUUCCAUGUGUUUUUGUUCAAGUUUUUUUUGUUUUUCCUUAUUUUGUACAUUAAAGUCCUUAUGAAGAGGAUA